AUGAUAAUAGGCGGUGAGGAAGGGGGAUCCUUCAGGAUUUGCACGACAGAUCGGAACACUUUCCAGUUGCGAAAAGUGAGGGGACACAACGGGUAAGCUUUGAAUAACUUGCUUAGUAGUUCCAGCAAUGUAGUGGGCGUGGAUUUUUCGGCGGAUGGACUUAAGGCCGUCAGCCUUGGUUCUGACGGCUUUGUGAAGAUUUGGGAUAUAUCCGUCAGUGAACUCCAGACGAAGUAUCACAUCAGCGAGAGUUGUGAACCUUCAAGUGGACUGGCCGUGAGUCGCACAGAUAAUAACCUUGUUUGUGUUGGGAACUUCGAGGGGACGGUAAAGCUAUUUGACACUCGUCAGGUUUGCCUUUCUAUUCUGUUAAUUUGCCGUACUAGCCAGACCCCGUCGGUCACUUUACGCUUCCUUCUCCAGUGUCUGCACUUCACCUUACAGCGAAUGACGCAUUUUUGACAGCUGCAGCUGGCCAGUGCAUCUAUGCCUGGAGUAUUGCCGCCGGGAAACCUUUUUCCCCAUCUAUGGCUGCCGAUGCAGGCGGCUUUCCUGGCCUUUACACCCAUUAUAAACUCAUAACUAGCCUGACGUCUUGUUUCUGCCCGGCUAUACAGUCCGGUGAGCUACUGCUUUCUGCUGGCAUGGACAAGCUGCUAAAAAUAACAUCACUCGACACCUUUGAAGAACUUCAUCAGGAGCGUCUGGCUGCUCCCAUAACCGGACUCGGCGUCUUGGUAUGUACAAUGAAACAUUGCACCCUAAAAGUUUGCUUUCUUUUGCCUUAGAAUGUGCCCAUAAUCUUGUGAUCCACAAUACCGCUCUUAGUAAUGUACUUGACAUAAGUUAAUUAAUGCCUAAUGUACUCGUCUUCUGCCAUGUUCCAUUUCUCAUUCCGCCUCAAACAUCGCUAAUUUUUUUCACAGUCCGUGUUCAUCUUCAGGACGUUUUUGUUUAACCCCGGUAAGAAUUCAUACCAUACCCCUGGACAAUUAGUAGUCACAGCAUGUCCACCGAUUCAGAGACUCUUGUUUGUCUACUGGAAUUCGCUUUUGCUAGUUGCCUGCAGGCCUAAGUGCAUUUCGUGGAGGUGGGCAUAUGAUGUCUUUACCAGGUUCUGAAUAUAGAAACAAGUGGGAUAUUUGUGUAUGUUUCGGUGUCUGAUGACCUCGUUGUGGUUCGCUUACCCGUGCUCGAAGUUCGUCUCCAAGGUAAUUUGAAAGUACACGCCUUUUCCUCCUUCCGUGCGCGGUCCUCAAAACUGUAGCCUUAUGAACUACGGCGGUUAGUUUUGUUGGGACUUUCAUGUCCAGCUAUACCGAAAGGUCCGUUCAGGAGUUAUUCAUGAACUAGCAUAUCGGGAUUUUGUGUUUCAUGUAGGCGAAUAGUUUUUGGGAAGGUUAGCAGAAGAUGGAGUUGUAGCUCGUUAUUUGGAAUCACUCGUGUGCUGUUCCAAAAUUAGGAGCGGCGGAAAAUUUUCCUUUGGAUUUCGACUAGUACUUAGGUUCUACAAAGUAGCGAGUGGAAACAAAGGCAUUGAGCACUGGCCGAAAUGUAUGAUGUGCUGAUGAUUGAUGGGAGAAUUUUCAGCCAAAAUAAGUUCCUUUAUAGAGUUUGGACCUCAUCGGAGAUAAACGCUCAUUCCGUCUUAGAAUUUCAAGGCCGCCCACAAAGUCCCUUUGUCUUAAUGUUCCCAUACUUUGCAAAGUGAUCUCGUUCCUUAUCUCUAAUCUAGAUAUUUUACCGGAGACAAUUGAAGUUAGCAAAUGCCCAUUUAUAGUGUCACCUCUGGACUGACUAUUGCUAUGAGGCCGCUUCCGAUCUCACCAGCACGUAGCUGCGAGGAAAAACUACGUAUUCCGUUGUGCAGCUAAGUUGGACCGACAAAUGUCCGUUUGAUAACUAGGCAAUUCAGCGCAAGAGAUUUGACAAGCUUCUGGCAACAUACGCAAGGGCUUCCCACUUCGUCGUGACUUACGACCAUCAUGAUAGGCACAUCUUAAUUCCUGAAAACGACUGACAGUUCACACAUUAGAACAACUCCAGCAACAUCCUAUAGCUCUUCGUGGAAUGUAUUUUACUGCAGAUCGUCAGCGUUGCGUUAACCACAGCUCCAGGAAUGUACACAAGCCAAUUCCCAGAUAAAUCGUUCCAAAAACUUAAGUAAAGUCUUGAACCGGUCACUCAGUAGUCAAGCCUGUAUAUAAGAAGCGCUUAUCUGCGCUGGGAACACUGACACCACGAACUAUGACAAGAUCGUCAUAUUACUGGGGGCGGUUCCUAUAAGCAGUUUUUUGCGCCAGUGGUCUCGUUGUUCGGCCCGUCGUUGCAUGUUUACUGGUCUUUACCUUCCUGUGUGUAAGAAUCAAUCCAUUUUCCAAUGGAUUCAACUCCUAUCUUUACGAUUGGCUGAUGAAUGGUCGAAUAUGCUAGUCCCUUCGGACCCCUAAACACUAACCGGAUACGCACUUAAGCGAUUUUAUAGUCAUACGAAUAUGAGUAUGGUGGUUUGCAUCCACGGAUCUUCAACUCUUUCUUUGAACUAUCCAAGCUCGCGAGUCAGCGCUAUCGAAAUGAGCAUUUUCAUCGUAGGCUCUUCAUGAUACCAUCUCCAGACCUUGGUAGUUGAUACGGCGGACUCCCCGUGCCGUAAUAGCUUUUCUGAUCCUGAUCACAGGAAGCCAGCUUGCCCGUUUAUUUCUCAGAACCUCUGCGCUGUUAGGCAGUGUCAAGUCUCUCCAGGAUCUCUGUGAAAUUAUUUCCAUACAUUAUCUUAAUUUCUGCAUAAUAUACAUCAGAGGUAAAAGGGGCUAAAUGAUAUUCUGAGGGUAUAGCCGAACAUAGCGCUCAUGGUCCUGAGCUCAAAUCCAGAUUAACUGUCGUUAAAAUAGAGUGAAGAACGCCAUUUCCGCACGGGCCACAGGGUUUCAAGUUACAGAUUUUCUACUGUCAGGGUCAGUAGACGCCGUUAGUGGUUCUUUAAAAAAACUGUAGCUACAAGAACUGUUUCGGUUACUGUGGUUUUGCCCUGCAUAUUUACUACUUCUUGUCCAGCCCACUCCUUAUUGCAAAUUAGGUCACGUGCAGUUUAAUUCGUAACUUACCGGCAUUUCUCUGCAUGGGAUUCUGUAACUAUUGUUCAACUUAUUUUCCAAAAUGGAACAGAGUUUCUUCUGCUUUACCGAGAAUCCUCGUGAUGUCCGGAGAAUUACCACAUAAUUCCUUCCUCAGAGCUUUGCCAUUUCACUGAAUUUUUCAAUUUAGCCUUCGCUGGAAAGUGUAAUCGUCGGAUGCGAAAACGGUCUGGUGCGGACUUUUCGCCUCAUGCAGCCGGCCUCGUUACAGGAACACAGGACAGCAACAGAUAAUGCGGAGGUGAACGACUUUGAAUGCCUUGAUCCCACCCUCAGCUCCAUGGCUUCCCAAUUCUCGGGCCACUGGCGCGUGGACAAAACUUCGGGAAAAUACAUGAAGGCCGAGUCUUGGUUCGCCGAACCUGCCAGGGCCUCCCGUAUUGGUCCGAAGGACUGGGGUUUUGAUGGAAAGAUGGCACCCCUUAUCCACCCGGUAAGUUUUUAACGAUAUAUUUUCCGCACCUACAUCGCAUGCUUCGGAUUUUCGAACCUUCUGACCAGAGUUUAGUUCUGAUCUCAAUGCUUCAUUGUUUUUUUUCGUUACUUCAUUGCCGCACUUAAAUUUUUUGAUAGCCUAAGGCACUGAGGGACACUAGAAUGGCCAUUUAUGACUUAUUUGCCGUUAUCAGCUUGUGAUGCCCCAACAUAGGGUUGCCUGUCCGAGAUUUGAAUCCGAGUCAUUUGAUCAGCGGGUCAACGGUAUCGCGGGCUGUAGACCCUCAGCCCCAAGACCAAGCGAAAGUGUCCAUUCCCGUCCUGUAAUCAGGAUAGAUUUGUGCGCGCCACUCCCAUGUAACCUAGAUCGUGCUACUCAACAGAACAGCAACCCUGGCUAGUGACUGCGCUCAUGUAUGCGCCAUAUUUAAGUCUCUGGUAUUGUUUAUCUUGGAUGCCUCGCCUACAAGGCGGAGAAUACGAAAUAGAAAAGAUACUUUCUUUGACGGUACAUGGAAUCCGACAUCAUGGUUGAAUAUCAACUCCUGCGUGUACUCUGCAUUCAGCGUAGAGCUUCCCAUGUAGCUGAUAUUUACAAUCCCUUGCGCCCUUUUGCUGUUGAUUGCAAACUAGGGUAUUUGAUGUUGGAAUUACACCAUGAAUCCUAAGAACACCUGUAGAACUCACACCGUUGUAGCUAGGAUCGUAGCAAGCACACGAGAUGGAGGGGACGAAUAAAUGCGGAUGAAAGAAGCAGAACGGGAAUACCCUUGAAUAGGGUUUUAUUACAUUACAAUUGACGUACUGGCACUAAAACGAGAACUAGAAAAGUAGUAGAUAUGAUGGAAUUUAGACAGGGGGCUUAUGUUAGCAUGACAUUCACCCCGACCAACAAAUAAAGAGAUCGAGAUGUCAGAAAAAUCGGGAGGAAAGGUUAUCAUUUGGCAAAGUUCAGGCGUCCCUGUUACGACGGCAGUUCGACCAUCGAUUUCGAUGAUGUCCACCGUGUGCCCCACAGACUGCAUUGUGGGAGCAGGGACGGUGACUUACGCAGGGGUUUAUAGUGCCAGUAGACUUGCGUAGCAUCUACCUACACUCUCUCCUCCUCCCCCGCCUGAGCCCGGUGUCAAGACCAAGUCAAGAAGAUCGGAGAUGGGGGAGGCCGCAGGUGGAUGGCUCGGACGGAUCCUCGCCUUGGCGCUCCACUCCGCACCACCUGGUCCACACACAAAUGACCAGGAUUUUGACCACAAAACAAUGGGGUGAUGGCAGUGGUCCAGUUGUGCGACGAUUGCCGACAACAGGGUCUGCCAGCGCACCCCGCAAGUGUUGGCAUUUGUUAUUGCGCACAGAUAACGCCUGCCAGAGUACGAUGUGGCCCCCGUGUUGGUCCAGCGCAUCUAACACGUGGCCCGUUUUGAGGGCACCCCUGUUACGAAGGCAGUAUUGAUGAACACGUUGUUCGAUCAAUGUUUCCAGGCCAUGCAUACGGACAUCGUCAGCGUUAGGUGCACUAAAAGAUGUUGCAUCAUUCUGUUUGUCAGUUGAAAUGGUGCUACUUUCCUGCUCAGUAAUGGGUGGGUGGUCAGGGAAAAUGGAGUGGAAUUUUCAAAUACAGGCGUCGCUGUCUCCUGGUGACAAUCACCAACAUCUUCACCGCUGUGAGCGAGUAGUCGACCGGAUACAGUUUCUUCGCUGCCUUUAUUGAGUCGUAUAUGAGCAUAUUGGGGUCACAUUGGAGCAGUUCGAUCUCCUGAACAAGCGGAUCAAACGUGGACUGUUGACUGCUCUUCUUCAGCAGAACUCGGCCAGGAGAGGUAAGCCACAUGGGGAGAGUAGUCCUAAUAUUUGACCUCCUGUUGUAGACAAACAUUCUCUCACGAGGUGUCGCAUUAACGGCAGUACACAAAAGUGAUCUACUUGAGUGUAAAGCGUCAAGUAAGACGGAUUCGCAGUGUGUGACGGGCAGAUUUUGGGAUUUUAGAGCAAGCAAGAUAGUCCUCUAUACAGUUUUGUCCAGACGUUCGACCUGCCCAUUUCCUUGGGGAUUGUACGGAGUUGUCCUACUCGUCGCCACUCCCAUACUGCGAAGGAUUUGCUAAACUUCGUUUGACAUAAAUGAAGACUCCCGGUCGGUGUGUAAGUACGAAGGAGUACUGAAUGUGAAGAAGAGCUGGCACAAACAUUUGAUGACAGUUUCGGCAGUCUGAUCAGGACAGGCAAAUGCAAAUGGGAAACGAGAGUACUCAUCAAUAAUCGUCAGCAGAUAUCGGUUGUGGGUUACCGACCGAAGAGGACCUUUAAAGUCGAGUGAUAAUCGUCCGAACGGCCGGGUGGCUUUGAUGAAUUGACCUUGUGUUUUUAAGAAACGGGGUUUGACUUCACAGCAGGUCCGACAUUUAGCGACGACAUUACGAAUCUCUUCUAUCGAAAAGGGCAGAUUCCGAGCUGGAACAAAGUACGAAAGCCGAGAGACACCGGGAUGACAAAGUGACUCAUGUAGUUCUUUCAGACCGACACUGGUUUGUAGGGCGUCACAGCAAUUACGGGAAAACGUGUCCGCCGCCUGAUUUUCUUUACGAGGUCGGUAGACAAUGUCAAAUUUGAAUGGUGAUAGCUCCAACCUCCAGCGUCCGAUCUUAUCAUUAUUGAGCUUCCCUUUUUGCUGAUUACCGAAGAUAAAGGCAACAGAAUGCUGAUCCGUGAUGAGUUUAGAGUGAUUACAGAGGAGGAAGUGCUUCCAUCUAUUUAUGGAUUCCACUGCAGCGUAUGCUUUUUUCUCUAUAUCUGAAUGAUGUCUCUCGCUUAGAGAAAGGCUACGCUAGAAGAACGCUACUGGUCGGCCAUUCUGAUUCAUGUGGCAGCGAUUGCGAAGUAUGGAGUAUCAGUCUCGACAACGAAUGGGGUAUCGUACUGAACAGUGGCCACUGUGGCUUUCGCACGUUCCUCCUUAAGAGCAUCAAAUGCUCCCAUUACCUCCAGUGGUAAAUAUAAAGUUUUGUUAUGGAUGAGCAGAUGAAUUUUAUCCGAAGAGUGAGGCAUCAAUUGUGAGUAGUAUGCAAACAGUCCUACAGUUCGUUGUUGAGACUUAAGACCAUACGGAGGAGCCAUUUCACGCAAGGACCUUAGACGACCCGGAUCCGGUCUAACGUUGCCCUUGCAUACCUCGCAACCAAGAAGUUUGAUUUGUUUAGCAGCAAUAACACUCUUGGCUUCAUUGAAUGUUAGUCCGUACUUUUCGACCACGCUAAGGAAGUCUCGAGGGGUUGAAUCAUGCUCCGCGAGGCCGUUCCCACAAUAUUUAUAGUGUCCGCAUAGACGAAGAUAUUCUUUAGACGCUCGCGCGUAAAUGUCGUCGAUGGCCCGUUGGAAGCAUGCAACCCUGUUGAUCACACCAAACGGGUUUCGACAAAAUUGGUACAAACGCCCACAAGCUUCAAAGACAGUGCACGAUCUUUCCUCUACCCGGAUGGUGUCUGGCGAUAGGCGCUCUUGAGAUUAAGAGUGCCUUAUAUGUCAUAGUUUGAAAUAUGUUCAGUCAUUUCGUGCAUUCUGGGGGCAGAGUAGGCAUCUAGAAGCGUGUAUUUGUUGGCCGUUUGGCUAUAAUCGACAACCAUCCGCGCUUUGUAGUUUUCAUUGGCUACCACCAAAACUUGGGCUCGCCAAGGGAAUAGUGAAUGCUUAAUUACACCCUCAGAAAGAAGGCGACGAAUUUCUUCUCUCAUCCAUAUUGGUGUGCCUGCGAGAUUUGGUAGCGAUAGGUUCGGUGUCAGGUUCAGAAACAAAGGGGAAGGCUCGACACAAGCGGCAGCCACAGAACAAGGCGAUAACGUAGGCGUAGGUCCACCAAAAGGGAUUUCAACACUUGUGGGGUCGGAGAAAGUCAUGUCCAAGUAGAACAUCGGCGCAAAAAUUCGGCAAGACCGAUAGCUUGACCUUCUCGUAUAUUGUACCUUUAUAUUUAAUAGAGACAAGAACAUGUCCGUGCGUGGCGCUGGUUAGGGUGGUGGUGGUGGCCAUGGAUAUCUUAGUGUGAGAGUUAUGAACCUUUACUCAUUUUAGAGUACCAAUGAAGAAGAAAUGUAACUUUCAGAACUACCUAUGUCAAUUAGAGCCUAAAAGGUAACUCCAUUUGUUUGUAAUUCAACCACUGCGCUUGAAAGACAGUUGAAAACAGCAGCUGGUGCCACGGCGGAAAUGGUAGGAUACAUAGCGGAAGAGACUGCUUCUCGGUUUCGUGGUGCCAGGCACACCUUUUGAAACUGCCCUUUUUACCGCAUCCUUUGCAUAACGAAUCACGUGCGGGGCACAUCGAACGGUGUUGCCUGUCGUAUGCACAAAAGAAGCAUGUGCUAGGGAAUUAAGUAGAAGCCACUAGGUCAGGCUCUUUAACGGGACUCGAUAAAGUGUCAAAUGGCUCAGUAGCAGCAGAGAAUGAGGGCUUCGGAGAGUUCUGAUACGAUAGAUACCGUCUCUCUGCCAAUUCCAGUGACGUUUCCUGGUCAAAGGCAGUUUGGAAAUUCAGAUCCUUCUGCUCCAAUAACGUCUGCCGAAUCUGGUUUGACGAAAGGCCACUGAUGAACGCAUCUCUAAUGGCAUCGUCGUUAUCUUGUUCUGCCGUAACGGCUUUAAAAUCGCGGUCGUCAGCCAAGGAAUUUCAUUUUUGGGUAAACUGGUCGAGGGUUUGUACGCCUUCCUGUCUGCAGGUUGCCAGAAAAUGGCGGACAAAGAUUUCGUUUUUGGGUCUUGAGUAGAGACCUCGUAGAAAUUUAACAGCUUCGUAACUGGAGCAUCAACUUAUGCAUUCCCAGACUGUGGGAGAAACGUAGUCAGAACGCUUAAUUUAUCCGGUUUAAGGUAAUUGAUCGUGGGUAAGAAACUUUCAAAGAUGCGAAAUUAAUGAUUCCUUUGUUUGGAAGCGUCUUGAGCAUUCGGAUCAACAUCGAAUCGUUCUGGCCUAAGGAAUCGAUCCAUUCUGGAGUUGUGAAAUGAAUAAAUUGUUGUAGCUAGGACCGUAGCAAACACACGAAAUGGAGAGGACGGACAAUUGCGGUUGCAAGAAUCAGAACGAGAAUACCCUAUAAUUUGGCUCUAUUCAUUUUACAAUUGAUGUGCUCGGACUAAAACGAGAACUAGAAAGGUAGUAGUAAAUAAGAUGGAAUUUAGUCAGGGGCUUAUGUUAGCAUGGUAAACACAAAGUUGUCUUGUAUACUCUACUCUCUCCCCUUCGUGUGGGGAAAAUGUGAUUGCAGUGUCACACUAUUCCUUUUCAACAAAUUUAGUUCUAUAAUGAAAUAAAGGGAAUAACUGCCCUGCGGCUUUUUUCGAUUUUCUAACCGAAAAUUAACCCUGUAGUUAAACCUUAUACUACUAAUAUGCGCUUCUCGCCAGACCCAAGCCGGCGUACACUAUGGGUGCCAACUCACAAGACGUUGAACAAAGUUUGGCAGUUUUUGACCAGAAACUGUAACCCCAGUGGGGUUGGUGGGUUGAAAAGUAUAGAGUGGAAACUUAGGCUUAUGGUGCAAGGUCAAAUUUUACAUGAUAGUGUCUCAAAUUCUGAAAUUGAUCUGCCUUAUCCAGGCGUUGGUGAUAAUUUCGUCACAACAGUUCUGAUUAUGUGAAACUUAGCCGGAAAACGUGUUCCCUAAAAUGCAAUCUCAUCGCCACCCUUUCUCCAUUAGAUCUCCGUUGGGUGCUCAGCUGUCCAAUCUAUUAGAACCUUGCCAGUUUUGCGAAUAAGCGAUAUUCUUCUUGUGACUCACGUACAUAGCCUAUCUUUACCUGUUCACUUGUUUGGUACACCAGACCAGGGAUUUUCAAUGCAACCGCGGCAUAAUAUUUUCUUAGAUUGAAAGUUACGCCCUAAUAUUGAGUCGAGUUUCUGGAUCCUGCUUCUAAAUGACGCGGGUUGUCUCAAGUGUGUUUCCCACUUUCAGCCCACUCUGUUUACAACGUGCGUUCGGAUCAUAAUUUAUUCUUAUACUCGUGCUGAUCUAGUCUAAAGUAGUGGAAAAUAGUCAUGUUUUCACAAAAUUCACUUUACUUGAUGCGAAACCUUUAUGGACUUUAUGCAUCAAGUAAGUAGGGACCAAAACCUCAGGAACACUCCUCAUCUCCUCGCUACACUAGAUCCUAGAAUUCAAAUUUCGAAAUUUCAGAAUGCAAAUUUCAAAAUUCAAAUCCGGAGUACAUCAUGGACGACGUAGAUUUAGGUCCAUAAGUAUAGGCGCUUGAUUUUAUUCGGCUUGUCUGAGAGCACUCUUAACGACGUGGAAUAAUUGCCUGGGUCGGUUCAUGUCAUCCGUUCUGACGUGCCCGUUCCAAUGCUAUUAUACCUGCCGCAGCACAACGUCGUUACCGAGAAUCCCCGUUCUUCCCAGGACUUCGGCGUCCGGGGCAUUUCCAGCCACUUCACCUUCAGGAUUUUCCCAAGGCAGUUGAGAUGAAAGUGGUCUUCCUCUCUUGCUUGACUUUCAUAAACUGUCUAUGUCUCCAACUCACGGAAGUGUAGACAGGGCAACAGCCAUGCACAUUCUUAGUUUUAUUUUGAGGGUGCCGAUACGAUUAAAGAGGGGGGUUUUGUAACCUGUCGAAAGCCUUACUAGCUUGCUUUGGAGAUUCUACGGUCGAUUUCGUCGUCGACUUUGAUGUUCUUCGAGAUCGUCCCGCUGAGGUACAUGGAAUCUUCCACUGGUAUGAUGCGAGUAUUAUUGAUCCUGCGUCCGUUGUAAUCAUCAUUUGACGCCGGCUGAUGAAUGACCACUGUCUUCUCUGUGCCACUUGUCAUUUCUAACUUUGAUCAGCUUGAGACUGAGGUCCACACUGCGCUUCCAUUGUUGUAUUUGGCGUGCAGUUGUCCACGAACUAGAGGUCAUGGACACCGACCUGAGAACCUCUUGUUAAUGCCUGCAUGUGUCGGGUUUUCUUCAGUUCGGUAAGUGACGUCGAUUCCGAACAGCUUUUCACGGUACGCAUUCACCAGAAUAAUUGAGAUUAUAAAGUUAGGUAGGGCGGGCUUGUAUCGACGCAGACAUUGAAGUCACCAAGAGAAAUCACUUUUUCCGACUUCAGCGCAGUUGCGAGGAGGACGUGCAAGUCUUCGUGGAAUUUGAUUCUGCUGUCGUUUAAACUGAUCAUUGGCGGAUGACGUGGAGGAGGAGGACGACUAGAGCUCCUGCUAUCUUCAUUUCUAAUAAAUUGGUCACUUAAGUGCUUAAAAACGAACAGACAGUUCCGGCUACCAGAGUAAGCAGUUUCAGCCCGACAGACUAGAAAGGCACGGGGCUGUAAUGACGAGGAUAGGUGUUGCGUCUUGACUUUUAGGUGGUCUACCUCGUGAAAUGCCUAUAGUAACGAAGAGACGAGUCCCCGUAAGCAGUCUUGAAGGUCGCUGGGACAAGAGCUUUAUUAGCCUGACGUUUCGGAUUCCUACUCGGACCUAUCAUCAGAGACAAAAGCAGUUACGCAUGUUCCUUGCGCUAGGGGCUGCAGUAUUUAUAGGAUGCAGUCGCCAUCCUACUGCACACCUAUGAAUAUUCACUACUCCCCUCCCUCCCCCCCCCCCCAUCAGGGAUCGUUGGACUUGGUGUGGCGACAGUUUGAUGGCCGAAAUUCGCGUCGUUAAUUGCUUCAAUUACAUCACGUGUGUUGGAUGUUAGUGUGACGAUUGCUCGUUCAUCUGAACCGACCCUGGUGUUGAGAAAAGUUUUUACCUGUGCGCUCCCCUUGUGGCUAAUUACUCCGCCUAAGGCGGUCUCAGCACCGAGUAUGGGAAGGGAAGAUCAUUGCACUUGUUAAUGGACUAGGGGCCAGUAACCAAUGACUCAAACAGCUCCCGGCUCACGCGGUUGUCACCUCUUGCGAGAAUUUCGGUCUCGUCAAAUUUGAAUGUAUAGCCAGAUUUCGUCAAAUAAUCUGCAACUUGAGAGCUGGCGUCAUUUCACCGCACCGCUGCAGCGUGCUCGGCCAUUCGCGUUCGGAGCUGUCUUCCAGUUUCUCCGACGUAGUUGCCUUGUCCGCACCUGCACCAGACCCGAUAAAUGACUCCAGACGUUUCUUGCCGUGGCAGGAGGUCUUUCGGUUUCAUUACGUCACGCCUGAUGGUUGCCUCCGGUCUGUGUGCAGCUCUAACCCCAAGUGGUGCGAGAAGACGGCCGACAGAUUCCGGAACUUUCUUGACAUGCGGAAGUGCUCGCCAAAAUUUGGUGUCCGUGCUGUUAGACCUUUCGUCCCGUUUGCGUAUGCACCGGCUGACGAAGUUGCGCGGGUAGCCAUUGGCUUUGAAGACUCGUCGGAGGUAUUGUAGUUUGGCAAUCUUGUCGUCCGGUCACUGCAGUGCGUUUCAACACGCCGAUAGAGCGUCCUUACACAACUGCGUUUGUGAUUGAUUGGGUGGUUGCCGCUGAAAUUCAGUAUUUGCAUCGUAUUUGUCGCUUUCCUGAACACUGGUCUCUAUUCCACCACAAUCUUUGCGGCAUACGAGGACAUCCAGGAAGGCCAGCUGAUUGUUCUCUUCCUCAUCCACCGUAAAUUGAAUGUUCAGGAAGAUGGCGUUGAGAUGCCCUUUGAAUGUCAGCACCUGAUCCCGUUCGAUGACGACGAAGGUAUCAUCCACAUACCGGGCCCAGAAAUUCGAUCUGUCGUUUUGGAAGACCAGUUACUCUAACCGUUGUAGGACCGCCUCGGCGAUAAAUCCCGAAAUCGGCGAACCCAUUGGUGUGCGCUUCACCUGUUCGUAGAUUGUCCCGUCGAACGUGAAGCACGUCCUGAGACAAAGCUUCAGGAGCUGAAUAACUUGGGCGUGUCCAAGACGGUUCUCCGUUGAGAUUAACUAUCAUUACGCGCUUAUAGUGGAGUUGGUCUCAUUUGAGAGGAAAAAACGUUCAUUUUCAAUGAUUGAUUUGUUCAGAAUAGUUUAUAGACGAGAUAGUAGCAGCAGGUAAACUGAAAAGUCAUUUGACGAAGAGCCUUCCGGAAAAUAAAGAUAAACCAAAGGGAUAUUUCGACUAUUUACAAUUUGACCUUGGAAAACAAUCUCAAAAGGGUGGUGCUUUGAUCAGCUCCAGAAAAGCUGUAAGUUACGACGUAGCGCAGCACUUUUUACAGAAUAAGGAACUGCAUUCAAAGCUGAAAACAUUAAUUUCCCUAACUUUAGACUGCCAGGAAACCCUAGAAUAAGUGCAACAUACUCUGCUGGCAUCUUCCGUGGUGACUUAUAAAUUUAAGAUUUUUUGCGAGGCGCUGAUACUUAGUCCCUAGAGCCAGAGAAAGAGGAAUUGGAUAAACUUUUAACACUAUAACUGGAGAUGAAAGCAAAUAUCAACAGAGAAAGCUCAAUUGCUUGAAAUUUUACUAAGCAUCAGACUGGAAUGACCAAACGUUUGCUUCUUUUUCACUAUGACAUCAGGAGAGGGACGAGGGAACAUUAUUUUCUUCAGUUAAUGAACCAUAAAGUAUAUCUGAGAGGACUAUGGUAGGAUAGAUGUGUCAGUAUCUGCGCUCAUGGGACGCCCGGAAAAAGGGUUUGUCAGUUAUGCUUUGUGUCGUAAUACACUCUAUCAUACAUCGCAAGGCUUUCGCGUCAGAUAUUUUGCCACAAAAAUAAAGACGACAAGUGAGUAUGUCCCACGUUAUGUCUACAGCGUUCUAGCCCUUUAUCGUCAUAUGCGGGGCCAGGGAUUCGAAUAGUAAAUGUCUGCUGUGUCAUGCAGAUAUUGGAUUGCCUUUAAAGACAAAGGUACUUAAACGAGUUUUCCACCUGCAAACUGAAAUCGCUCCCUUCCAUGAUGUCAAGAAAUUUGGUCUUUUAUUUUUGGGACGACGUUUAGUGGCUUGAGUAAAGUUUCGCCAAUUGCUUUUUCCACAAAUCCUACAAGGUUAGGAAGAGAACAUCUUCGCAAACCAAAAGAGCUCAAAAAGGGGAUGCAACUGAGAAACAUGAAAGCAAAAAAUUCACGGCUUGAAUGCCUCCAAACUACUGCUGCAUCUCCAUCAAAAAGUGGACGAACGAUGCCUUCACGUGGCUGUAUUCAGUCCUGGCGACGGUUGGCCUAUAGGCAACUAAACGUCGAGUACGACUGAAAACAGGUGGCUCAGUGGUAUUAAAUGUAAUAUAUGGCGGAGUGUUUAGUCGGUUGGUCAAACUCCGAUGACCCAGUAAUGACUUAAGGUGCCAAAAGCAAACAACGAUGGGAAGGGUGAAAUCACAGAUGGGGGAGGGUUAGGUUUUACGAAUUAUGAUUGGAUUGGGGAGAGUUAAGCGUUGCGAAUUAAGCAUUUCGGAAUUUCGGUUGACAUUUCACGAGUUAGCCCACCUACUGUAUAUUUUGGUUCCAAAAGCCAUGCUCAACAUGCAGCAUAUUUCACUGCCCUUUUAUUGCAUGUUUCUCAAUCUCUUCCUCUAGGAAGCGUUAAGCAGUGCGUCCGCAAAUAUAGCUACAUUGUAACCCUAGAAGGCCGCCGAACUCAACCGCGAAUUACGACUGAGCUACAGUAAGAUGACCUGAAUUAGCCCGAGGAGCCUACAUGCUCAUGUUGUGACGGUGGUCUUGCCUAAUCUAACCGAUCCGGGUGGUGGGGCGUAUACCACCUCACCAUGCGUAACCAUGUGCGGCAACGUACCUUUGUCGGCGUUUUGUCGUACAAAGACCAUCUGACCGUUGGAACGGAUGGGUCUGCUCGAGUCCCCGCGCAGGACGUUCCGCCCAUCUCAGCGCAAGCGUUUCUAAGAGCGAAAUAUUAUGCGUACUCCUAGCAUUUAAGUAGCGAUUUAUGAUUGAUAUUUCUGCACACGGUUGAGAAGCUUAUCGGUAGAACGCCGGCAAGCUACAUUGAAGUUAUGUUCCUUAUGACUCUUGUGCGCCCACCUUAUUGUUUCAUUCUAUUUAAAAGUGCAUUUAAAUAUUUCGGUCAGUAUCUCAUGGAUUCCAGUGCAUGCUGCAUGUUGCAACUGUUGUCCAGGUAUUGUCCUCUUAUCCUGGUGUCACUGUAGUGUCCAACUCCAAAUUCCUCGAUGCAUAAUCCGUAAAGCGCAGUGCCCUUUGCAUAUUUUCAUAUUUUUACUUCUCCUUUCCAUUUAGACCACGGAAAUCUCUCGAUUUAAUCUAGCCACCAGCGGCCACGUCAACCUCACCCGCGUGGACCGCAUUCUUUCACGGUUUGAGCACUCUAGGGCACUGAGUGCCUCUCUCUGUUUGGGCAGACACUUGGCUAGACGCGGCGAUCCGUUCCUCCAAAAUCUCCCUUCCUACGCCUUCCCCGUGGCCGUGGUGCGGGAACUGAGUCGCCGGGGCACCCUUGUGGCUGCAGUCAGUGGCCGCACCGACGUUCAGCUCAUCAGACUCCUUCGAUUCAUUCGGAAACAUGCCUGGUAUCCUGACGCCCUGCCUACUUGUGUCCUCCUUUACCACACAAUAACGGGUAUGCUGGUACUGUUACUGUGUUAAUCAGAAAUUCACUCUGUGAGGUCCCCCGUACCCCAAGCUAAUGGCAACUGAUACUAGAUAGUCGCAGUCUUCCUUGUUCAAAGUUAUCCGUAUUGCCAAAUUUAGCCACGACGUUUAGCGCCUUCGGUUUUUUAUAGUGAGGUAAUCUAGUGCAGGAUCCCACUGGCAUGACCCCUUUCUCUCUCUCUAAUGCCGGCAAAAAGUCAGAGUCACGCCAACUGGAGGUUAGAUUGGGUGCAGUAACCCACGUGACGUGAAACCCACGCCUAACGCGUGUACCCGUUCAAGGCUGACGCAAUAGUUCAAAAUGCUUACAGCCAGUUUCUUUCAACGCUAACAUUCCUACAUGGAAUAUGAGAGGGCAUUUGUUUAGUCGGCAGGUGACCAGGUGUCGCCAACAUGUACAGUCUACACACGUACUUUGGGGUCAAAAGGUGAACUUUCCCAGUCAACGCAUGGCUGCCCACUACUUGAAUUAAUUUCUUUCAAACAGCCUAUCGGCACAUUUUCGCACUGGGUGCGCCCAGGCCGCUAUUUACCCAAGAAAUUCUUGUACGUAGUCUUGAAAUCAACACUGAUGAACGAGUGGUAAAAAAGCCGAUGGCUAUUAAAGAUUGACUCCUGGGUAAGUGUAGCGUUUAAUACCGCCGUAGGUGUCAAACUCGGCUCUAGCCUCUCCAACAGGCUAGUUGACACACAAGUGACCGUGGUGCUGUUUUCGAGGGCUCAACAACUGUAAGCAUAAGGGAGUUGACUUAACUGCUAAGUAUAGUUUCCUUUUACCUAAAUAGCGACCAAAGCAUUGUAUUAUUCUUGUCUUCUGUUCUUAUUUUCAAACACCUUUUGUAGAUAUCUAUCCUACUUCCCGCCUCAUGAGCAUUGCCGAAUUUUCCAAAGUUGGCAAACUGUUCCAGGUGAUGUCGUCGAACAUAAAAAACAUGUUAGAACUGUCUAAGAAUCUCCAUGACCUGCUCUAUUCCAAACCCACGGAGGAGGUGAAAAUGGAGGUAGCAGAGGAGGAGACGGAAACAAAGAAGGGGCCGCCGGAUUCUACACAAGCCAUUGAGGUAUGCUCUCCCAAGAAGAUUCGACAAAAAACCCGACAGAGUGAAAAGCAUCGAAAAUCCCUGGAACCAUCGACCACUGUCUCAAAAAAACGGAGACGUUCUGAGUUGACAGUGUAG
Molecule: messenger RNA, 16200 nt
Organism: Spirometra erinaceieuropaei
Lineage: Eukaryota; Metazoa; Platyhelminthes; Cestoda; Diphyllobothriidea; Diphyllobothriidae
Source: the annotation of a GenBank genome assembly